This is a messenger RNA of Labeo rohita (rohu), 2559 nucleotides long. RefSeq lists its product as uncharacterized. The record is from RefSeq and is a predicted model, not a curated record. Gene Ontology annotation, biological process: cell surface receptor signaling pathway. The coding region runs from base 1 to 927 and encodes 308 amino acids. Gene Ontology annotation, molecular function: transmembrane signaling receptor activity. NCBI's taxonomy places the organism in Eukaryota, Metazoa, Chordata, Actinopteri, Cypriniformes, Cyprinidae. The transcript is spliced from 9 exons.
AUGAUCUAUAUCUACAGCAGUGAUCAUUAUAAGUUGCUCUCAGACAGCAGCAGAGGAGCUGGAGGAAACUACACUGUCAGUUCUGCUGCUCUAAAACACACAGGAGUUUAUGUGUGCAGAGCAGAGAGAGGAAAACCAGCCUAUAACACAACCUACAGCAACACACAACCACUAUGGGUCACUGGUGUUUCUCCUCCAGUGUCUCUGAUCAUCAGUCCCAGCAGAACUCAACACUUCACAUCUGUCUCUCUGUCUCUGAGCUGUGAGGACCAGAGUAACUCUGAUAGAUGGACAGUGAGAAGAUACACAGACACUGAACGGCUGGAAGAUUGUUCAUCAUCAGUGUGGGGAUCACAAACAGGAUCUACAUGUACAAUCAGCUCCACCGACACAUCAGACACUGGAGUGUACUGGUGUCAGUCUGAAUCUGGAGAGAACAGUCAUCCUGUUAAUAUCACUGUACACUCAGUCUUAGGAUCUGAUGGUCUCAAUCCCAUGGUAAUUGGAGUGACUGCAGGACUGACUGCAACAUUUUUGAUCAUUGUCUUCUUGGUCCUGCUGUGGCGCUACAGAAACAACAAAGAUGUAAAAUCUCAGUCUCCCUCUAGUGUCAGUCAACAGCAGAACAGCAGUCAGACAUCAGAGCAGAACCAGAGUGACACAGGAAACAACACACUGCUGUCUGGAACUGCUCAUAUUUAUGACACUGUUGAUGCAACGUAUAGUAAAGACAUAAGCACAGACAGUGCAAAUGGACCUGCUGAAGUCACCUAUGCUGAGAUUGAACUCAAAUCUUCAGAGAAACAGAAGAAGAAAGGAGAAAACAAAGGGAAAACCAGUGAAAGUUCUGACACUGUUUACUCUAAACUGAAUCUGGUGACACAUCAAGAUGCUGGAUCUAAUGAUGUGACGUAUGCUCAGGUUUAAAAAUAAAAACGAACGAGAAACGUUAAAAUGACAUGAUAAUGCUGAUGAGUUUACUGUAUGUUGAGAAGGGAAUGAGCAGGAUCAUCAAUGCUUUAACAUCUUUAUGAUAUUGAACACUUGAUGGUAAUAGAUUUAUCAGUACUUAUUAAUAGUGACGCAAACCUUCAUGUGUUUCAGUGAGGUAUGUUGAUCUUUGAAAACCAAUGAGCUGAUUAUACAUUGUAAAAAAACAAAAAAAGGUAGAUUAUUUUUUAGUGCUGCACAGUGUUUAUUCUUAUUGGUUGGUGCUUCGUUACACCAAUUUUUCCUGAAUGUUGAUUAAGUGAUCAAGUUAACAUUAAACACUGUGCAGCACUAAAAGAUAAUGUACCUUUUUUUGUUGCACUUUUAAAAUUGUGACUUCCAGGUCUGGAAGAGUUUUCUUUAAAGUAAAUGUAUAUAACGGAUAUAUUUUUUGUAGCUAUGCUCAACUGUAAAAUGUUUAAUUGUCUAGAAAUAGCUCUUUGUUUGAGCAGUCUUCUGAUUUUAAAAAUCCUUAUUCAGCAAACACAACCCAUUAAAAAAUAAUGGAAAAGCCAUUUCAGAAUACAAUUAUAAGCUUUAAUUUUGUAAUUUUACUGUAGUUUGAAAUAUAUUUAUAUUUUUAUCUUCAAUGAGAAAUAGUAAUAAAUAUUCAUAAUUAUGUGUGUCAUUUCAGAUAGGGUGCAGCAUAGGCAUGAUCAGUUUGGUCAUCAGAGAAACAGUGCUAUACACACAUUAGUUUUUACCAUUGAACAAGAUAAAACAGGAAAUUUUAAACAUUUCAAAAAACAAAUUUCUUCAUAGAAAUUACUUCCAUAUUUGUAUAAUGUCUUGAGAGUAUUAACCAAUCAAUGAGAAGUUUAGCAUGCAAAUGAGUUUAGAUUUAGAUUGUUCUGUAUUCUUAAAGGUUACAUCAGGUUACAAAGCCUUUUAACUGUUGUGAAAUUUUCAGUUUAUCCUGUGUUUAUGUGUAUGAAUACCCCUAUGUGAGUGUGAUCUUUAGAUUUUAAACACUGCUUAUUCAGUAACAACAAACAACUUAUGGAAAGCCAAAAGUAUUUGACUUCUGUUGUAGUUUGCUUGUUGUUCUUAGUUAGAAAUGAGAAUAAUUGUUCACAAUUAUAAUUACGAACUGUUGUUUUGCUGUAAUAUACUUCUUGUUUAUACAUUAUGCAAUAAAAUAAGAUCUAAUUGCUACAAAGCUAGUAUGUAGCUAGUGUGUGGGAGUGAUUUGGUCAUCAUAAAUGUGAUGCUACAUGACAUUCAUGUUUAUGGCUGAGCAAAUAUGUAUAAAUAUCUAUGAACAGAUUGAACAGAGCUGAUUUUUAUAAAAGUCGUCAAUGUCUCUAAUAUUGUUUCUAAGAGUAGCCUAUAACUUGUCAAUAUUAAAGAGAAGUGCAAAAAUGUAAAAUAAAUAAAGAAGAUUGAGAAUUUAAUUGCUUGGGGGAUAAAAGACAGUUUGGACCAGUUUUUCAUGCAUCGGGGAACACAAUAUCAUUGGCCAAAUGGCAACAAUUUAAGAGCGUAAGAUAAAGGAUGCCUCUUAUCAUUCACUAUAAUGUUCACUUUACUCAGCUCUUUAUCUUUUGUAUCUCUUAUGUAGCCUCUGUU